AAAGUCAAAGUCAAACAUAGUGACAUGUUUGGUUACGUCAUGGACGGGUAAAUAAAAAAAUUACGUUUAUUGACGAGCGAAGAAUUAUUUGGUGAAAAGUUAUUGAAAAUCAUUUAAUCGUAAAUCUAAAUCAAUGUGUGAGAAUUAAGGCCAUCAUCAUGGAUUUCUUGACGGUGGACCGUCAGGUGUCUACCUCUUCGGAGAAAAAGGCGGAUGAAUCUGAAGCCAAUGAAGAUCUUGAGGUGGACAAUUCAAAGAGUGUGCUGCUCAAGAUAGCGACCCUGUAUGCCGAGCAGCUGAUGAGUGAUCUGAUCUUGGAGGUGGGAGGAGUGGGGUACCCGGCCCAUCGGCUCAUACUGUGUGCCAGUAGUGAAGUAUUUCAGGUGAUGUUGAUGAACCGUGAGUGGAGCGAGUGGCGGGAGAGUCGCAUCGUGCUGCAGGAGACUCCCACUGCUGCCUCCGUGUUCCCACACUUCCUUAAGUAUUUUUAUACUGGCCAGAUUAGAAUAUCACAUCAUACAGUGUUGCCAGUGCUUUCUCUUGCCGACAAGUAUAAUGUUAAGGAUCUAGUCACGCUCUGCCUGGGCUACAUGUCGCAGCACAUCGCGCAGGCCGCCAAGCGCGGGCAGCUCAUCUCCUGGAUGCAGUACACCAUGGCGUGUGGACAUAAUGACGUCGCUAAGGUAACAAUACCUGACUUGUUCCCACAGGAUCCAGUGACGCUCUGCCUGGGCUACAUGUCGCAGCACAUCGCGCAGGCCGCCAAGCGCGGGCAGCUCAUCUCCUGGAUGCAGUACACCAUGGCGUGUGGACAUAAUGACGUCGCUAAGGAAUGUCAGAACUUCGUGAAGUGGAACUUGGAGUGGGUGUGGUCUGACAGCGACCUGAGCGAGCUGGAGGGCGAGACGCUGGUGCAGCUGCUGCAGCAGAGCGACCUCGUGCUGCACAACGAGAUGAGUGUCUACAGGUUCGUAGUACGGUGGUUGAACCAGCAGCGCGAGCGUCUGUCCGCGUCCGACUUCACGGAGGCCGAGUUCAAGACCCACUGGGAGUCUCUUGUUGCUGCCGUCUUCUCUCAUGUCAGAUUCCCCAUGAUGUGUCCCAACCAGCUGGCUAAGCUACUGCUCUGCCCGCUCACGCAGGAACACAAAGACUUCUUCAUGGAGAGGAUGGCCAUCGCCAUGAGCUAUCAGUCAGGUCAAUACGAGCGCGUAUCAGAAGUCCAGCAAACAGAAGCGGGCCGCAUGCUAUUCACGCCCCGCCUCUACACCGAAGACACGUGGGGCUCCGUCCUCGCAGUAGACAACUUCCACUCGCUGCCCUGCUACCACACCCGGACCUUCAUCUUCAGCACCAGACCUUCCAUAGCUGAUGUAGCUCCUCAGGAUAAGCUGACGGAGUGGACGGUGGACUUGUAUCCGAAAGGAGUGUGGUUUAGGAAGAGCUUGCUGAUCGUGUGGGCGGGGACUUAUGAUGUGCCGGAAGUUGUAUUGCGGACGGUGCGGAUAUCUAUCACGUGUCAGAACUGCCCCGAGUAUACCGUCAACCAGUAUGGCGAGACUGAACAGUUGGAACCUGAUGUCAGGGUUAAGAUCGGUAUUCUAGUGUGGGGCGUUCAGAAAGGAGUGGAACAUGUCUCCUCCGUCGUAGAACGAGUCCAUCGGUUUUCACCACAAAACAGAGUGCUGAACAUAGACGGCGCUUUGGACUUCGACGAGCUGAACACGCCGCUGUACUCGCCCGCGCCCAAGCGGGACCUGUCGCCCGCGCCGCCCACGCACAAGUACAGCGCUUGUAACACUGGAAGUAAGCGUUGUUCCAAGUGUUCGGAUACCUGCGACUUCCCUGAACCGAAACACCUGUUGGGACCUAACAAGGAUCAGCUGCGGAUACAAGUAGUAAUAGUUCCGCUAACGGACUACUGCCACGUGAGCUCGAGCGAGGCGGCGCAGGGAUGACGUCACAAUAUCGCGCACUCGCUCUGCCGCCCGUCCGCCGGGCACGAGUGAACGAGACAACUAUAUUUCUCUCAGUUUCAGCUUUAUCGCAAGAGAUGAAGGUGAAUAGAUGUUGGUAAAGUAUGUUUGUUAACUCUGCCUUGCUUGUAUAGUUUGAUUAUAAAGACAGAAAUACUGCUUAAUCUAUCUUAUCUACUUUAAUUUAAUAAGAGGAAACAUUUUUUUCUUUGCACAGGCUUCGAAAUUUCGAACUGAAUUUACUUGAAAAAUUAUUUUACUGUUGGGAAACUAUAUAUACUAUAUUAUCCCGUUACGGGAAGAAGUUCCCCCAGGACGCGGGUGAACGAGUUACAUUAGCUAUAUUUUAUUCGGGUGCAGAAAGUAGAGCCUCAUAGCUGGUAUAUAAAAUGUGUUUCUGUCUCUGUCUUACGAUAGUUAUAACCAAUAGUGGGAAGGUGACAAGCAUACUUUUAAGCAAGAACAUCUAUUCAUAUCUUUGUCUCGUUUAGCCACUGAGUUUGUUAAGUACAUUAAUUAUUAGAAAUAUUUUUACACCAUAUUGUUUAAAUAUGUUUCGUUGAAAAUAUUUAAAUAUUUUUUUAAAGAAUUUUAAGUAUAAUUUAUAUAUUAUGUUAGCUGAAAGAAUGGUGUAAAUUAUUUUAGUUAAUGAAUAGAAAAUUUUGCAAAAAAACCCCGGUGUGUUACCGGGUGACUUUGGUUAAGCUUGCUAGGUUAAUUUUAUUAGCCUGAUAAUUUAGAUAAAAUAUAAAUGUAAAUUAUUAUGUUUGAACGAGGCUAGAUAAACGACUGGGUUAAGCAAGGUCUAUUUGAGGUUAUGAACUCAUAGUCCAAUGCUUAGUAUUGUUGAAGUAAGGAUUUUAAUGUGUUAUGUAUUUACUGUGGGUCGCAUCACUUACCUAUAAUGCUAACCGAACCAUUUUCAGUUGUCAAAUCGCCGAUGUGACCAAUGUAAGCAAGUAUACGGCUGGUUAUGGUUUGGUUAUAGUUACAUGGUGUAACACCCUUACUGUAUUAAUAUUAAAAUUCUAGAGUAAUAAAUGUCAGAGUUUGGGCUCUUUUUAAACCAUAUUGAUGUACUUAAACACAUGUUAAGCCAUUAUUGUCUGAAUUUGAUCGAUUUUCAAGUCUGUAUUACUAAAUUGAAUUACUUGAUUGGCUUUUUUAUAAUCUGUAUCAUAAUUAAAAUGUAUGUUCUUGAAGUAAUUCGAUCAUUGUUACUAUUGUAGAACGGUUAUGUUUUUGAGCCCUUAUAAUUAUUUUUACAUUGUCUGGUAGCUAAACCUAAUUUAUAUUUGUUAAAAUGUUAUUGCUCUCGAUGUAAACCUUUUUGGUGUAAUAUCUCGGUGUUGGUGAAAUUCAUUAGUGUUGCCAUUAAUCAAAAAUAAAAAUAUCACAGAUAAGUAUAAAAUGAUAAUUGCGUAUGAAUGAAAAUUUAAUUUAAUAUAAUAAUGUUACAUAAUAAUUCAAUCAAUGUAAUAUGUAGAUCAAUUUAUUGCCAGCCUAAUAUUUAUGUUGUAAUAUUCUGUUAUUUGAGGUCUAGUUUUUUAAACCUCUUUUUAAUAUUUCUUAAACUGUUUUUGGAGCUUAGGUACGCCGAAAUAUAUUUUAUGUUACUUUGCAGCGCUCCAUCUUUGUGUAAAUAAAUUGUUUUAGUUUUAAAACAAUGGCGUCAUUUAUUUAUAUAUAUCUGUAACCAUUUCAGUCAGUUAUAUUGGAAGACGAGCGCACGAAUUCUACACGUAUCUUGUUGGCUCAAUUUUUUUGACAUUUAAAUCUUCAAUGUGAAAGGAAUAUGGAGAUUCUUACUGUUCAUUAUAAUUAUUAAUAUUUCGUAUCAUCAUUUUAUUGAAUUUGUCUCAAAAUAGCUUCAGCGUGUUGUUUUCGGCCCCACGUUCACAAUCUAAAAAAUCCGGGACUCCAUAGUCCUGUGGUUUGGCCGAGACAUAUGAACCAAUUCAAGCAGGUUGUAUUUGCUAUAAGUUUAUAAUUUACAACUCAUGUUCUUAGCUCAGAGCGUUAAAACUGGAUACUCGCACAAAAUGUGUAAUUUCUUUCAUUUGUUUUACCUAAACCCGCUGUUGGAGUAUAUUAUUCAGUGAUCAAAUGCAGCGUACAGAACUUUCAUUGUAAAUCCCUGAAUUUGACUCCCAAUCUAAGUGAACAUUAUGUGAAUCCUAUAUUUUUUAAUUGGUUUAAAAAGAAUUUGGUGUCCCAGUUUAAAAUCUCUUUAUGGGUGUUUCCAGUCUUAUCGAUUGAUCGACGUCGAAAAUAUCGAUCCAUGGCAUCAAUCGAUAGGUCUGGCAACACUCAGUUAUGCUGUAUAUUAUUAUGUGCAAUAUUAAUUGUCCUAUUAUACUGUUCGCUGCAGUAUUAUUUUGUCUGUUCGUGCGUAAUUUGUUGUAAACGUUUGGACUUGAAUAUUAUAAGUUUGAAAUAUUUUAAA
Messenger RNA from Helicoverpa armigera (cotton bollworm), 4422 nucleotides. RefSeq lists its product as uncharacterized. The transcript has 14 exons. Gene Ontology annotation, molecular function: protein binding. NCBI's taxonomy places the organism in Eukaryota, Metazoa, Arthropoda, Insecta, Lepidoptera, Noctuidae. Bases 159 to 1958 code for a protein of 599 amino acids. The record is from RefSeq and is a predicted model, not a curated record.